This is a messenger RNA of Gopherus evgoodei (Goodes thornscrub tortoise), 969 nucleotides long. RefSeq lists its product as uncharacterized. The transcript has 2 exons. NCBI's taxonomy places the organism in Eukaryota, Metazoa, Chordata, Testudines, Testudinidae. The coding region runs from base 249 to 914 and encodes 221 amino acids. The record is from RefSeq and is a predicted model, not a curated record.
UUAGAUUCUCCAAUAUCUUUCUCAGGUUUAGUUGUUAGAUUCUCCAAUAUCUUCUGGGACAUAUGUAAGGCUGACUCUCUGAACAAGAGUGAAUUUUACCCAGAGGGACAGAGAAAUUAAGAAAUGACAGGCAAGGAAGAAAACAUGUUUUUAGAGACUUGAACACACAGGAAGAGUCAAUGAGGCUGUUAGAUGCAGGGCAGCUGUUGCAGAGGACAUGCCUCCUGCACCAACAGUGGUGAGAUUCCAUGGCAGGGCACAGAGGAGAGACCAGUGCUAGAAGAAUGGUGCAAAAAAAGGAGGGGAAUGACAACAGACAAGAUACCUGGAGCAAGUCCAUGGAUGAUGUUGGACAACUGGCCAUACAGACAGUGGUGUGGAUCUGCGGGCACAGCAUUGUCUUUUGGGCCCAUACGCACGCAUACAGGUUGCCCAAGAGUUUGCAGCUGGACUUUGGUGAUGAAGCGAUACUCAGUUGGCAUGCAAGGAGGGGCAUGUCAUGGAAUCAACUAAUACCACUGCCAUAUGCUGUGCGGGCCAGUCAGCGGUCACCAGAUAUAAUUGUGGUGCAUCUUGGGGAAAAUAAUUUGGGAAUGCUUAAGGGGGUGGAACUAAUGCUCAGAGCAAGGCAGCACUCGGGGCUGAUCCUUGAACUUUUUGCAGGAGUUAACAUUGUUUGGUCAGACAUGCUUCAGCACAGGGCCUGGCGGGAAGCCAUGAGCCCUCCCAGCAUGGACAAGGCAAGAAGGUAUGUGAACAGGGAGGUGGCCAAAUUCCUUGGGACCAUUGGAGGGGCAGUAAUUUCACAUCCCUGGCAUAGUAUAUGGGGCAGCAGAGUUGUUUUGGGAGGAUGGGGUUCACCUGUCCAACUGGCGUGCUGUCAUGUUUUUAACAGAUAUAAAAGAAGGCAUUAGAAGAUGGGUGUGGGUAGGCGGCAACCAAGUUAAUUGCUGUUGUCUCCUUGUGGUG